Hemibagrus wyckioides is the source of this 4006-nucleotide messenger RNA. It is a transcript of the gene lmcd1, whose product is annotated as LIM and cysteine-rich domains 1. The coding region runs from base 132 to 1181 and encodes 349 amino acids. NCBI's taxonomy places the organism in Eukaryota, Metazoa, Chordata, Actinopteri, Siluriformes, Bagridae. The transcript is spliced from 6 exons. The record is from RefSeq and is a predicted model, not a curated record. Gene Ontology annotation, molecular function: zinc ion binding.
UCCCAGUAGACCCCAUUCAGUUUAAAUAGAGCUUUGUGAACCACAUGGAGAGACAGAGCUGUCCGGAGCGCAGAGCCUUCAGAUAGUCCGCCUUGUUAUUGUUUGGACCUAAAUAUUAAUAUUUCACCGAAAUGGAUAUGAUUCCCGGGAUGCAGAAGAUGUCAGUGGGGCAGCCGCCAGCGGGAAGGGGUGCGGCAUGUCUGACAUGUAAAGGGAUCUGCACUGGAUUCCAGCCACAUUCCUGGAGAAAAGCUUGCACUCAAUGUCACUGCAGCCGAGAAGACCACGCACCCAGCUCGGACCUUGAGGAUGACUAUAAAAUGGGCCGAUUGCUGGCAGACUCCAAGUACGCCCACCUGACUGCCAAAGUGAAAGGUGGAGACGGCCUGAGAGUCUACAAGCGCAAUCGCAUGAUCAUCACCAACCCUGUGGUGUCUCGCAAAGACCCCACCUUCAACACAAUCACCUAUGACUGGGCUCCACCUGGCCUGACUCAGAAACUGGCCAUGCAGUACAUGGAGCUUCUCCCGGAGGAAAGGCGGCCCGUGGCGGGCACGGAGGGGGCGCUGUACAGGCGCAGGCAGUUGAUGAAGCAGCUCCCUGCUUACGAUCAGGACCCGUCACAGUGCCACAGCUUGUCAGAGGCUGAAGUCAAAGCCAUGGCUCAGUUUGUAAAAAGUUAUAAAGAGGAUGCGAUGGGAGUGGGCGAGGUAGCGCUGCCAGGAGAGGGAGGAACGUCCAAAGACAGCGGUGGAAAACAGAAGAAUGGGAAAGAGCAGCCAAACCCUGAGCCCACCACCAACGGCACACUGGAAGAGAACGGCAAGAAGAGUGAAUAUCACUGUAGCGGUUGUGGGCAGCCUGCAGUCCUGGACAGUCCAGUCGUGUACGCAGAGAGAUCCGGAUACGAGCGGCUCUGGCAUCCUACCUGCUUCGUGUGUGCGGAGUGUAACGAGGCGCUGGUUGACCUGGUGUACUUCUGGAGGAAAGACACGCUGCUAUGUGGCCGCCAUUACUGCCAGGGUCUGAAGCCGCGCUGUCCAGGAUGCGAUGAGCUGAUCUUCUCAGAGACGUGCCAUCAGGAGAAUGCCCAGACCUGGCAUAAGGAGCAUUUCUGCUGCUGGCAGUGUGGUCAGAAUCUCCGCGUUCAGUGUAACUGCACCAAAAAACCCCAAAAGUGAACAUCAAACCCACCUGCUGAGCAGAAGCAAGAGUCCAGUUUGGAGAUACUACGUUGUUGUUUUUUUGCCAUCCAAGAAUUAUAUAUGAAUUAGAAAUAGUAAUAGAAAUGAUUUAGACAGUGGUGGCAGUUCUAUUAAACAGUGUAGGUGUAAAAGUAGUGUACUUUUCAUUAGCAGACAGCAAGUGUAUAUCAUAAAAACUGUGUUUUUUCCCCCUCAAAAUCUCCGAAGCUUUUUAGUUUUAGUACAUUACUGAGGAUUAGUAAACACUACGACCCACGCCCGACUGUUUAGAGAAAAACCAUACUGCGCUAAUGCUUCACGUCAUUAUAUAACGCAGUCAUGGGUGUGACUCGCCGGAGAACGAGCGCUGAUGUAAUGAACAGAUCGGACCUUUAGGGCUGAGACCUGUUUGCAUCGUACGUCUGGUUUUUACGCAGCACACGAGAUCACAUAUGGAUGACUCACAGAUGAACUGGGGAUUAGUCAGAAACAAGCAAGAGUGUGAAAUGACACCAUUUUCCUUCGCUGGGUUUAAUGACAAAGAUCGAAAGUUCAGAUCCAGCCAGAAACUGGGGGAGAGAGAUUAGAGUGGAAAACGAUUAGCGCUAACUGGUUUUAAAGUGUGAUGAAGAGGCAGAGGUUCUGGACGCAGCCAAAGGCUUCCAGCUCCCUUUCUGCCAGCUGAGCUGCCUGGAGUUUCACAAGCGGACGUUCGCCGGUGCUGUCGGAGAUAAACCAGAUCCUGUCUUGUAUAAGCAUGUGGGUAAGAGUUCACGGAGAGAACGCGGUCUACGCGUGAGGGCGUUUCAAGCGAGGGUGUUUGUAAAUAUUUCAUAGCCCUGACACUCAAGGUCCUGAGCUAGGAUUCCUGUCAUGGUGGGAAAGUGUUAGGUUACAUACAGAGCCGUGUCUGGUCCCACUUUACAUUAAGUGUCCUUAAGUGUUAUAUAAAUAAUUAGCUAAGACUUUAUGUAAGUAUAAAUUAUUGCAAUGAAGUACUUGAACACGCUAGAUUGAAUACACACCCACCGGCCACUUUAUUAGGAAUGCGCUCCUGCUCCGGUUAUCUGAUCAGCCAAUCAUGUUAUAAAAGAAAAAUAGUUAGACUGGUUGAAGCUAACAGGAAGUCUAUGGUAUGUCAAAUAAGCAUGCUUUACAGUCGUGGUGAUUAGAGAAGGAUCUCAGUACACACAACGCAUAGAACCAGUAAGCUAGUGGUAGCUCAGUGGUUAAGGCAUUGGUCUACUGGGCAGAAAGCUUGGUGGCUGCCACCAGAGGCCCCUUGAGCCAGGCCCUUAACCCCUUGGCUGCUCAGUUAUAUAAAAUGAGACAACUGUAAUAUAGAACAUUAAUUUCUAGUUUAUGGAAGUAAACAGAAGUUGUUGUUUUGCUAUUGUAGAACAUCUGCCUCAAUAUCUGAUCUGUUGUGUGUUCUGAAAUGCUUUUUUGCUCACUAUACCUGUGGCCUUUCUGUUUAAAUUUCAGCAGUUUCUGAAAUAUUCAACCAUUUGGAACCAACAAAAAUGCCACGAUCAACUUCAUGGAAGCUUUAAGUAGUACAUAUGUAGCACGUUAGGACACUUAAUAUAAAGUAGCAACUUUAGAACAUAGAAUAUUCCAUCAAUCUUAUUCGAUCUUUCAAAAUUUACAAUACAAAACUGAAGGAAAUCAUCAUUCUUUUCUCAUGAUGCUGAUGAUUUCUCUCCGAGAUUCCUCACGAUCACCAGCUUUCCUCAACACCAGCCGCAAACAGCAGUCCUGGACUGGAACUGGAGUCCAAGCCUGAGCGGUUUGGAUUUCUGGCAGUAAUGUAACCCCAUAUCAUUGUACCGUUGUUUUAAAUGUUUAUACAGAUGUUUCAGUUAAGCUUUAGAGAGAGAGAGAGAGAGAGAGAGAGAGAGAAAAGAAAGAAAUGCCUUAGAUGUGAAAAACGUGCCAGUUCCUGUAAAUGUGCUUAUUUUAUUAUGAAUAUUAAGUUUCCUAUCAGGUUAAGAUUAAUGCGUUUGGAGACGGACUCAAAGCGUAGGUGCGAGGCGGCGAUGUCGCACGAUUAUUUUUCUUUCGCAGCCAUCUAACCCAUGGUCCCUGAGGGGGAACCUCCGAACGGAAGAUCUUUGAAAAAGGAGAGGGUUUUAGAUAUCAUGCAGUGUGUGUUCGUAUUUAUUAUUAAUGAUGUGAAAAUCAUAAACUUGUGCUCACCUUUUGGUUUAAUGUCUGACUGUAGAAAAAGUGGUGUGAUUUAUGAAGAGGUUGUGUAUAAGUGACUGUAGGGUUGUUAAAAAGGAACAAAACGAUCUUCAGAACUGGAAUGUUCACAUUGUGAAUUGUAAAAAAGCAGGAUGAGACGUUUCAGGAAUGAUAUACAGGUGGUAGAAUCGGUUUAUUACCUUUCGUAUGAUUUUAUCACCGGGGGAAAAUGGGAGCAGUUGCAUAUUUUUGAGAACAUUGGUAUCAUAAACUGGUGAUGAAUUAUUUCGAUAUUACGUUGAUGUGCUUACUUGGAAUAAAUCAACUGGAAGGCUGACCUUGGAGUGGAAAAUGGAUAAAGUACACUAACCAAAGUUCUGCUUUUGUCUGUAAGCAAUUAUAUAUAUAUAUAAAUAUAUAUAUAUCUUCGUUGCUACAUAAUAACGAUCGAUGCAGUAAUUUGUGUUGUUUGUUUUAAAACGGCAUUAAGCGCGCAAAGCUUUUAUGCAACAGAUUUCUUUUCUCUUUCCUAUUUUUUGUUGAGAAAUUAUUUGUUCAUAUCUGUCGAGUGCAAAAGUUUGCAUCCCCUGAUGGAUUUUAAAAAGUGUACUUUUUUAAAAAAAAAAAAAAAUUUU